UUAAUAUAGGAAGUGCUUUCUCUAGCUAGCUAGCUAGCUAGCUCUAGAUCUAUUCAUUGUAUUUGUCAUGACCACAGCUCUACUCAACUCUGUCUAGCUUAGCUCUGUGUCCGUCUGUCUAGACAUCAGUACCAGUAUGGCAAGUCCUCCAGUAAGGCUAAACGUCUUCAGAAGUUCAGAUGAGAUAGUCAAGAGGUGUGGAAAGGUGAUGGUUGCUGGGCCCACUCUAGAGGCCACCCUCAAACUGGUCAGUGACAAGUAUGGAGAGAAAGUGUUGGAGCUGCAGACAGUACGAGGGAGCACCAUUGAUGACCUCACUGUAUUGAGGGAUUGGGAUUACGUGAUUGCUAUGAUUAAAGGCACAGAAUCAGAGGAGCCUCACUCAUCACCACACACCCCAUUGGAGCUGGACUCUGUCUCUAUCAGCUCUGCCCCCUCCAGCAACCCCCCAACACCAGACCUCAAUAGGGACAGGGGAGAGGCCAAUGCUAGAGUUAGAGAACCGACUGAUUUCUCUCUUCGAAGGACCACCUUAUUGUCCACACCUGAAGCACCUUCUCGUAAUGACUGGGUCAGACUGAAUGUCGGUGGCAAGAUCUUUGCUACCACGAGGGCCACACUAACAUCCGAUUCUAACUCAAUGCUAGCAAGAAUGUUUGAGUCAUCAGGUUGGUUGAGUGCGACCGACUCCACUGGAGCUUACCUUAUUGAUAGAUCACCUGACUAUUUUGAGCCACUGCUCAACUUUCUUAGACACGGAAAACUCCUUCUGAACGAAGGAAUCAACCCACAGGGGGUUCUUGAAGAGGCAAAGUUCUUUGGCAUAUCUAAAGCGACUGAACGUUUGGAGGGGAUGGUGGCCACUGAAGAGCUCUCUAUAAGCGGCCACUUCACUCGCAAGGAGUUCCUUCGAAUGCUCUCCAUUACCUCUUCCUCAACUAUUCUACGGUGUCAGGGCAUCAACAUGGAGGGGGUGGAUCUUUCGAACCUUGACCUGCGGAACAUCAACUUCAAGUGUGCCACUCUGCGUGGCUGCAACCUCUCCAAUAGUGACCUCACUAACUGUGUUUUUGAAAGAGCUGAUCUCACAAAGGCUACCCUCGAUAAUGCAGUGAUCCAAUGUGUGCACAUGCCGAGGGUGAAUCUCGAGGGGGCCACUCUCAAGGGCUGCAGUAUGGACGAGAGACUCAACAAGUGCACCAACCUCGAAGGAGCCAAUCUGAAAGGUAUAAAUUGUGACAACAGUCAAAUGAAUGGAGUCAAUUUUCGUCUGGCCAGUCUGAAAGGAGCUUCACUUCGUUCCUGUAACCUGAGACACGCUAUCAUGGCAGGCACUGACUUAGAGAACAGUGAUUUGACUGGUUGCGAUCUUCAGUAUGCCAAUCUAAGAGGGUCCAAUCUAGCAGGUGCCGUGCUGGAGGAUAUCACUGCUCCUCUACACAUGUCGCAAACUGUCAAUGUUACAACUGUGCACACUAAUCUUAGCAAUGGAGGGGUCAUUGUAAAUCAAGCAGCUGUGUUAGCAGGGGCCCCCUUAAACCCAUCACAAGCACAAGAACAAGUCUUACUUAGAACGAACAGUGCACAAUAAAACUGUGUGUGUGUGUGUGUGUUGUGUGCAUUAUUGUCUAUGCAAGCCGCGGCUUGAUUUCAAUUCAUAAGAAUGAAUAUCAUAACUGGC
Messenger RNA from Halichondria panicea, 1681 nucleotides. Its product is annotated as BTB/POZ domain-containing protein KCTD9-like. Gene Ontology annotation, biological process: protein homooligomerization. The coding region runs from base 137 to 1591 and encodes 484 amino acids. The transcript has 11 exons. NCBI's taxonomy places the organism in Eukaryota, Metazoa, Porifera, Demospongiae, Suberitida, Halichondriidae. The record is from RefSeq and is a predicted model, not a curated record. Gene Ontology annotation, molecular function: protein binding.